AUGACUCCCAGUAACUACCCCAAUGAUGAUACAGUAACAGAGAUAUGGGAAGCAUUACACGAAUGCUCAUUUACUGGCUCCCUAAAGACUAAUACAAGUGUUCCAGUGCAGAAAUGUUCCGGCAAUGAAUCUCUGGAUGAUGAGGCUUUAUCAAGGUUUGGUAACUUUGACUUCAGAGUUGGUUACCAAGUUUAUACUGCAGUCUAUGCAUUGGCUCAUUCCCUUCAUAAUCUGUUCUCUGCUCGGGCACCGGCCCAUCCCCAGGCACCAGCAGGGAGCCUAAAGCACAGAUUCAAGCCAUGGCAGUUAAAUGCUUUUAUUCACAAUGUGACUUAUAAAACUCCUUCUGGUGACAUCAUGUCUUUCAAAGCCAAUGGAGACCCUCCAGCGCAUUUUGACAUUGUUAAGUGGCUCUUCUUAAACGAUGGUUCUACUGUGAGCAGGAAGGUUGGGAGUUUUGAUGAGUCAAAUGAAGAGAAUCAGCUUUACAUUAAUUCCAGUGCUGAUUGGUGGAGUCCAUACUUCACAGAGAUGCCUCGGUCCCUAUGCAGCGAGCCCUGUUCCCCAGGAUACAGGAAGUCUAAAAUAGAAGGGGAGCCCCCUUGUUGUUACGACUGUGUCCAGUGUGGAGAUGGGGAAAUGUCUAACACUACAGAUGCAGUGACCUGUGUAAAAUGCCCUGAAGACCAGAAGUCUAAUAGACAGAAGACUGACUGUGUCCCUAAAGCUCUAAAUUACCUUUCUUAUAUGGAUACCCUGGGGGCCAGUUUAGCUUCCGCUGCUAUAAUUCUCUUCAUCACAACUUCUGCAGUUUUGGGAAUCUUUGUAAAAUAUUGGGAGACUCCUAUUGUGAGAGCCAAUAACCAAAAUCUCAGCUGUCUCCUCCUCAUCUCUCUCAUGUUGUGUUUCCUCUGCACUUUAUUAUUCAUUGGGCACCCAACUCAGAUAUGUUGUCUCAUCCGACAAGUAACAUUUGGGAUUGUAUUUACUAUUUCUGUUUCUUCUGUGUUGGCUAAAACUCUCACAGUUAUUAUUGCCUUCAAUGCCACAAAGCCUGGGAGCAAGCUGAAGAAGUAUGUAGGAACCCAACUAGCCAUCUUAGUAGUCUCUGCAUGUUUUUCGGUUGUGACUCUGAUCUGUGUUGUAUGGAUGGCCUCCAGCCCUCCAUUUCCAGAGGCUGAUACUUCUUCUGAAACUGACACCAUUAUUCUACUGUGCAAUGAAGGAUCAGUCACUUUCUUCUUCUGUAUAAUUGGAUAUAUGGGAACGUUGGCCCUACUGAGUUUCAUUGCUGCAUUUCUAGCCAAGGAUUUCCCUGACCGAUUUAAUGAGGCUAAAAACAUCACUUUCAGUAUGUUGGGGUUCUGUAGCGUGUGGGGGGCAUUUGUCCCUGCAUACCUGAGCAGUAAGGGCAGUAGAAUGGUGGCAGUUGAGAUAUUUGCCAUAUUAGCCUCCAGUGCUGGGUUACUGGGCUGUAUAUUUGCCCCUAAAUGCUACAUUAUUUUUUUUAGACCAGAGAUGAACAUAAGAGAGAUUGUUGUUAGAAAAACUUCCCCAUGCAAUAUUUCAUAUUAACCUAAAAUCUGAGGGUCACUUAAGGUACUUUAGUGUAUGCAGUGAAUUAUACAAUA
Messenger RNA from Xenopus tropicalis (tropical clawed frog), 1631 nucleotides. RefSeq names its product vomeronasal type-2 receptor 26-like. Gene Ontology annotation, molecular function: G protein-coupled receptor activity. The transcript is spliced from 4 exons. The record is from RefSeq and is a predicted model, not a curated record. Gene Ontology annotation, biological process: G protein-coupled receptor signaling pathway. The coding region runs from base 1 to 1575 and encodes 524 amino acids. Lineage: Eukaryota; Metazoa; Chordata; Amphibia; Anura; Pipidae. Gene Ontology annotation, cellular component: membrane; plasma membrane.